UUAUAAUUUUAUAUACGACUUUCUACACUUUCCCACCAGACCACCUUGCCUUAACUAGUAAGCACUGCGUUGAUCUCAGACUCCUCGGAAUUACAUCUCUAACAUCCACCUCCUCGAUGUCGAUGGAACCGACUCAAUCGCCGCCGUCGGAGACGGAGGUUCACUCCAGCGAGGACUUCGUUCACGGCGAAGAAGACUCCAAGCCUACCGGCGACAUGUCGUCAAGCGAGAGCAUAGUGAAUGUGGAGAAGGAGGACCUGCUCGACGACGACGCGGUGGUGGAGGAAGCACACGACGACUCCGAUUCCGUGGUUAGCGGCGGCGAUGCACCAGCAGCUGGUGAUGAUGGAGAUGGUGAGUGCUCACCGGAGGUGUUGGAGCUACUGGAGGAGUUGGUGAAAAGCGGUGCGAUGCUGACGUGCGAUUCCACUGCCGAAACCGGAUCUUGCUAUGUGUUGUUGAUCGGUACUUCUCAUGUAUCAGAGGAAUCUUGUCGAGUAGUUAAAGCAGUGAUCAGCUACUUGAAACCUGAGGCUGUCCUCGUGGAGUUGUGCUCAAGCAGAGUAUCUCUCCUUCAACCGCAGACUCUCAAGAUUCCAACCAUGUGGGAAAUGAUUGAAAGUUUGAAGCAGAAACAGAACAUAUUUGGAAUACUUUAUGAGUGGUUUCUUGCAAAGAUUGCCAGUGAGUUUGGGGUUUUUCCUGGUUCUGAGUUUCGUGUGGCCUAUGAAGAGGCUUGUAAGUAUGGGGGAAAGGUGAUGCUUGUUGAUCGUCCCAUACAGAUCACGCUAAAAAGAACAUGGGCCAAGAUGCCUCUGUGGCACAAGGUAAAGUUUGUAUACACCUUGAUGUUUCAAGAUGUCUUUUUGCCAAGCUCUGAAGAACACGGCAAAAGGCCGCAAGAAAUGGAAACUGCCGAUUCGAUGACUCUGUUGAUCGAAGAACUGAGCAAGGAGUUUCCAUCCCUCAUAGAAACACUUGUGUAUGAGCGAGACCGGUACAUGGCAACCGCUUUGCUGGAUAUUGCAAGUGGGUGCAACUUGGUUGUGGCAGUUAUCGGUAAUGGGCAUAUUAAUGGAAUCAAGAAGAAUUGGAAACAACCUGUAUCGAUAGAGGAUCUUAUGGAGAUACCAGGCGAUGGGUCAGUGUUUACAGUGAAGAGGAUAGUAUCAUCAGUGGCGAUUGCAGUAGCAGGAACAGCUAUAUUUACUGGCAUACUUCUUGCAAGAAGAAGAUGAAGUAGACUGUGAUGAGGGCAGAGUUUUUUCUCUUCAUUCUACUGAGUGAGUGAGCCCUACAAAGGAAUGAUACAAACUUUAUACCAUAAUGGUUAUAUUUCCACAUAAUAAUUUCUCUUUUUCUGUCGGCUGAUACAAUGGUUAUGUUUCACAUAAUAACUUCUUUAAUUCUUUUGGAUC
Messenger RNA from Brassica napus (rape), 1418 nucleotides. RefSeq names its product traB domain-containing protein-like. Bases 117 to 1238 code for a protein of 373 amino acids. The record is from RefSeq and is a predicted model, not a curated record. Lineage: Eukaryota; Viridiplantae; Streptophyta; Magnoliopsida; Brassicales; Brassicaceae. The transcript is spliced from 9 exons.